Aspergillus eucalypticola CBS 122712 is the source of this 2619-nucleotide messenger RNA. RefSeq lists its product as uncharacterized. The record is from RefSeq and is a predicted model, not a curated record. The transcript is spliced from 12 exons. Gene Ontology annotation, molecular function: oxidoreductase activity; FAD binding. Lineage: Eukaryota; Fungi; Ascomycota; Eurotiomycetes; Eurotiales; Aspergillaceae. Bases 1 to 2619 code for a protein of 872 amino acids.
AUGUUCUCCCUCCAAGGUCGAACCGCCCUCGUCACCGGCGGUGCCCGGGGCUGCGGCCUCGCCUUUGCGCGCGGUCUCGCCGAAGCAGGUGCCAACGUAGCCAUCUUCGAUCGGAUAUCUCCUGAGGAGGGGUUUCUAUCUAUCGAGAAGGAGUAUGGUGUGCGGACUGCAUAUUACGAAGUGGACGUAUCCUCCCCCGAGUCCCUCGCCACCGGCUUCGGCGCCUUCCAAACAGACUUCAACAAUGCACUAGACAUCUGCGUCCCAUGCGCAGGUAUCAACCGACACCAGACAUUCCUUGAAUUCAACUACGCGGAUCACCAAGAGUUGCUGGGUGUGAAUGUGCUGGGCCUAUUCCAUACUGCGCAGCUGGCCGCCCGGCAGAUGAUUGCCAAUGGCACAAAACACGGGAGUAUCGUGCUGGUGGCGAGUAUGGCGAGCCACGUGGCGGUGCGGAGCCAACUGUGCAGUGCGUAUUGUGGGAGUAAGGGGGCGGUGAGGGCAAUGUGUCCUGCUAUUGCGAAGGAGUUGGCUGAAUAUGGUAUUCGCGUGAAUUCGAUUUCGCCGGGAUAUGUGAGGACGGAGAUGACUGCUGCUUUCCCCCAUUUAAUCGAAGAAUGGAAAUCAGCAGCGAUGAACGGCCGCAUCGCCGAGCCGGAGGACAUCAUGGGAGCGUGUGUGUUUCUGGCGAGCGAUGCCACUACCAACUAUAACAAUACUCAUCCAGAAGCAAGUAUGAGCGUAGCAUCACCAUUUCAAACAAAAAUAUUAUCUCGAACAAUGUCUCCCAGCGCCAUUAACGAGGGCUUUCCCAGCCCGUCCACUAUACCCACCACAACAGUGGUAGUAGUAGGCGCUGGCCCUUCAGGCCUAAUGCUAACAAACAACCUCAUCCGCUACGGCACACCUGUGACUCUCCUCGACGACCGCCCGACAGCAACAUCAACCGGCAAAGCAGACGGUCUGCAGCCGAAGACCAUCGAGACACUGAAACAGCUGAGAUUGUCGGAUGAGUUGCUCCGCAAUGGGGCGAAGGUGUAUGAUAUUUGUUUCUGGGAAUCCACCCCCGAAUCCCCAACCCUUACUCGCACAUCCCGCCAAACGCACUACCCCGAUCAUCUCGUCGGCGCCUCAGACCCCUACAUUCUCCUCGCGCACCAGGGCAUGCUCGAGGACGUGCUUAUCAGAGAUAUAGAAGAGCGCGGGGGAAAUGUCCAGCGAAACAGCCCGUUCGUAUCCGUGUCUAAAACACAGGACGGGAGUGGAGAGCUAGAAGUGAUCUACAACGAUAACACAACAAACACCAAAAAGAUUAUCCGUACACAAUACCUCGUUGGAUGCGAUGGCGCGAGAUCUAAAGUCCGGGACUAUAUUCCUGGCGCGCAGUUGGAGGGGGAAAUGAGUAAUGCUUCUUGGGGGGUUUUGGAUGGAGUAAUCGACACCGAUUUCCCCGACCUAUGGAGUAAGGUGGCUGUUCGCUCGCACACGGCGGGAUCUAUCCUCUGGAUUCCGAGGGAGCGCGGAAUGACGAGAUUGUAUGUUGAGCUUAGUUCCACAGACGGGGAGAGGGUCGAUAGGGCCAAGGCGACACCGGAAUAUGUUAUGGCUAGGGCGCGGGAGGCAAUGCAACCUUUCCGGUUGGAAUGGAAGGAGAUUGAAUGGUUCGGCAACUACGUCGUCGGCCAACGUGUCGCUCGCCGAUUCAGCGACCCCGAGAACCAGAUCUUCAUUGCCGGCGAUGUACAUCCCACACCUCCCCUACCAUCUACCUUUUCUCACCAAUAUACUAAUAAAAGAUCAGGCCGGCCACCCCAAGGUGCCAACACCAGCAUGCACGACAGCGUGAACCUAGCGUGGAAACUCAACCUCGUAGCCCGAAACCUCGCCCCGGCCUCCCUACUAAACACCUACUCCGAGGAACGACGGAAGAUCGCCAACGACCUGAUCGCCUUCGACGCGGGGCACGUCGCGGCGUUCGAGAAAGGCGAGGCGGCACUUGCUCGAAACUUCGAGGAGAAUAUCCGGUUCAUUUCCGGCGUCGGGGCUGAGUAUGACGCUGGUGUUCUUACGAAGCCAGCUGAUGGGAAAGCGAAAGGUGGAAUUCAGGCGGGGACAUUAACUCGCCCUGCAAAGGUGACGAGGUAUAUUGAUGCUAAUCUGGUGGAUUUGCAGCUUGAUAUCCCGAUGAUGGGACAGUUUAAGGUGAUUUUGUUUGCGGGGGAUGUGGUUGGUGGGAAGGGGUUUUUGGAGGGGUUCUGUGGGGGUGUUGGGCUUGAUAGGGUGGAUUCUGUGGCAAGGGAGUCGUAUAGGAAGUGUCCUCGGGGAGUUGGUGAUGGGGAUAAGUAUUUCCCGUUGGAGAGGUAUACGACUGUUUCGGAGGUGGUGACGUACGGGUUAGUGACGAGGAGUCAGAAGAGGGAGUUUGAGUUGGGGGAUUUGCCCGAGUUGCUGCAGAAGAGUCGGUGGACGGUGUAUUUGGAUGAUGUGGAGGGCGGGAAGGGGUGUACUGGGAAGUGGAUGGGGGAGAUGGAGAAGGAUCAGGUCGGGGUGAUGAUUGUCAGGCCGGAUGGAAAUCGCAUCAACAACAAGAUCAGAUCAAAUGAUGAUAUAAUAAUUUAA